AUGGAUCAGGACUCGCCUCUGUCGGUGACUGCUAACGUCGCUGGAAUACUGACUUUCGUGGUGGCCAUCGUCGCAGCUGUCUACGUACGAUUUACCUACUUGCGUAACAGCGACGAAGAAUACUUCCGUGUGAAGACCUCCUUGUCAUGGUACAAGACAGAGUCAGCAUGGCUUGCGGAACUUGUCAAAGCAGCUGGUGAACGUCCCGGCGUACAAUUCCGGCCUGAGUACCAGAUGUACAAAUUUGUCAUGGACGAUUUAAUUAACCUCGAGAAGCGCCUACUAGAACUAGUGGAGGAAGUGGAAAUGAUAGUCACCAGCGAGGAGACACGACGCACUGGUGAGAGCUGGACUCUAAUACCAACGGGCUGGAGCUUCACUACGGCCGUAGCAGUGGCCUGGCUUCCUAGACGAACCAAAGCGUUCGAGUUGGUCCGCCAACGAGAUGCCUUGACGGCAAGAGUGUCGUUCACUCAAAUGAGUAUGAUAUCCUCUCGAAUUCAAAACCUGGAACAGGGGAAUCGUUUUCAAGGCGACAAGACAAAAGACAGUCUCGAGAAGUUUGGUGAUAUCAUAGAAGACCAGAAAGCCGAAAUUCGCCGCCUUGAGGACCUUGUAUACCGUGUAAUGCAUAGGACCCGGGUUGGACCGGAAGCAAACACGGAAAGAACUUUCAGAGUAAAUGAUGUCGUCGAAAAUAGCUUUGGACGAGCCGGUGACCCACAAUGCAGCAGUAACGACGACAACAUCAGUAUCCUCCACGACCGUAUACAGCCUGUCAGCACAAGAGAGCACAAUGUCGACGAUAUAGGAGCGGGUCAGGGCAAUGACAGGAUGCAUCAAUAUUCGCCGCUGCCCUGA
Neoarthrinium moseri is the source of this 861-nucleotide messenger RNA. RefSeq lists its product as uncharacterized. Bases 1 to 861 code for a protein of 286 amino acids. The record is from RefSeq and is a predicted model, not a curated record. The transcript is spliced from 4 exons. Lineage: Eukaryota; Fungi; Ascomycota; Sordariomycetes; Amphisphaeriales; Apiosporaceae.